Molecule: messenger RNA, 3793 nt
Organism: Homo sapiens (human)
Lineage: Eukaryota; Metazoa; Chordata; Mammalia; Primates; Hominidae
Product: cystathionine beta-synthase like
Exons: 18
Coding region: 1407-3104 (565 amino acids)
Biological process (GO): L-cysteine biosynthetic process; response to nutrient levels; cellular response to hypoxia
Cellular component (GO): cytoplasm; nucleus
Molecular function (GO): cystathionine beta-synthase activity
Source: RefSeq, a predicted model, not a curated record
CGCCUCGCCGCAGUCGGGGCAGCCGCUCGCCCCUCUUUUCCAUGUAUCCGUCCAGGUGAGAUCCGGCCCCACCGAGACUCGCUCCCCUCUCUGGACAGAGGAUCUCAACUGGGUCCCGGUUUCCCUCUCCGCGCCUCCGCCCAGAGUUGCAUCAUCUGCACCGAAAGGCGGCGAGACAGGGUCUCCCAAGACCCCCGCCCCACCGGCGCCCACGCCUGCGGUCUUGACCGCCCAGAAGAUGGGGGCUGGCCGUGCACGUGGCCCCGGGCUCCCACCCCAGCCCCCGCGCCGGCGGAGUGGACCCCACUGGCGGCGAGUCCUGGAGCGUGGAGCAGGGACGCGGGGUGGGAAUCCGGGGGAGAUGCACGUUUCGGUGCCCAGCAUUGAGUUCGCUGCAUUGUGGAUGGGAAAUGGCUGUUUGCAAAUCGCCCUUUUUGGCGGACCGUGUGGGGUGGCGGUAAACGCUGUCGUUGCGCGGGCGGCACGCGAGGUGGGUGCCCGCUGGGGGAGGGACGCGGGGCUCUGCCCAGGUUGCGUUCGGGGGAUGGAGGUUUUCCUGGGACCUCACUUCCCUGAGCCCCAGGCGAGACCGCAGCUGAGCUGUAGGAUGCAAGCGGGAGGCGGAGCGUGGGUGGGAGAGCGGAGCGCGAAAUUCUCGGCUUCCCGAGGAUCUUCUGGGCUUACUUGUCCCCAGCUUUGUCCCAAAGUGUCGCUUCCGGAGGCGGAGUGGCCGGCGGUUUCCGGGUCUCAGUAGGGUCUGGAUCUCCCACCUGGAAACCUAGAGGAGUUUCCCGCUCUCCGUGCGCGUGGCCUUCCCCAGGCCCCUCCGGGAGUGCUGGCGCGCGAGUGCAGGGGUGCCCCGGGAACGUCGUGACCCCAAGGGGGUCUUGUGGUUUAAGGAGCGAACGGAACCGGCCAGGCGAUGCCAGCUGAACCCGCCUUCCCGGGACGCACGUGCAUCCGGCCGCCCGGCGCUGUUGUCUUGGGGAGCCCGCGGGUUCGGGUCUGGGUCGCCUGGCGAGCUUUCCGCCGAGCGCCUCUGAGUUCUACAGAGCCCCGACGGCUUGCGAUCUGCGUUCCCGGCAGUCCCUUACCUUGCGAGAGAGGGCUCCAGGGCGAGGCGAGGGGCCAAAAGCAAGGCGCUGGGCCGCCUGCGUCUGCCGGGGCCUCGGGUCCACGGCUUUCUGGAAGAUUCGGCGGCGGAGCAUGCGCGCCCCAGGCCAGACAGGGCCUGUGCCAGACGGAGAGUCCCUUCCCGUAGGUGACUCCCGCGACCCGCGGAGGAAGGUGCUGCUCCGCUCACGGCGGCGGCUUCUUACAAGGAUCCCAUGACAGAUUCUGUUGUCACGUCUCCUUACAGAGUUUGAGCGGUGCUGAACUGUCAGCACCAUCUGUCCGGUCCCAGCAUGCCUUCUGAGACCCCCCAGGCAGAAGUGGGGCCCACAGGCUGCCCCCACCGCUCAGGGCCACACUCGGCGAAGGGGAGCCUGGAGAAGGGGUCCCCAGAGGAUAAGGAAGCCAAGGAGCCCCUGUGGAUCCGGCCCGAUGCUCCGAGCAGGUGCACCUGGCAGCUGGGCCGGCCUGCCUCCGAGUCCCCACAUCACCACACUGCCCCGGCAAAAUCUCCAAAAAUCUUGCCAGAUAUUCUGAAGAAAAUCGGGGACACCCCUAUGGUCAGAAUCAACAAGAUUGGGAAGAAGUUCGGCCUGAAGUGUGAGCUCUUGGCCAAGUGUGAGUUCUUCAACGCGGGCGGGAGCGUGAAGGACCGCAUCAGCCUGCGGAUGAUUGAGGAUGCUGAGCGCGACGGGACGCUGAAGCCCGGGGACACGAUUAUCGAGCCGACAUCCGGGAACACCGGGAUCGGGCUGGCCCUGGCUGCGGCAGUGAGGGGCUAUCGCUGCAUCAUCGUGAUGCCAGAGAAGAUGAGCUCCGAGAAGGUGGACGUGCUGCGGGCACUGGGGGCUGAGAUUGUGAGGACGCCCACCAAUGCCAGGUUCGACUCCCCGGAGUCACACGUGGGGGUGGCCUGGCGGCUGAAGAACGAAAUCCCCAAUUCUCACAUCCUAGACCAGUACCGCAACGCCAGCAACCCCCUGGCUCACUAUGACACCACCGCUGAUGAGAUCCUGCAGCAGUGUGAUGGGAAGCUGGACAUGCUGGUGGCUUCAGUGGGCACGGGCGGCACCAUCACGGGCAUUGCCAGGAAGCUGAAGGAGAAGUGUCCUGGAUGCAGGAUCAUUGGGGUGGAUCCCGAAGGGUCCAUCCUCGCAGAGCCGGAGGAGCUGAACCAGACGGAGCAGACAACCUACGAGGUGGAAGGGAUCGGCUACGACUUCAUCCCCACGGUGCUGGACAGGACGGUGGUGGACAAGUGGUUCAAGAGCAACGAUGAGGAGGCGUUCACCUUUGCCCGCAUGCUGAUCGCGCAAGAGGGGCUGCUGUGCGGUGGCAGUGCUGGCAGCACGGUGGCGGUGGCCGUGAAGGCCGCGCAGGAGCUGCAGGAGGGCCAGCGCUGCGUGGUCAUUCUGCCCGACUCAGUGCGGAACUACAUGACCAAGUUCCUGAGCGACAGGUGGAUGCUGCAGAAGGGCUUUCUGAAGGAGGAGGACCUCACGGAGAAGAAGCCCUGGUGGUGGCACCUCCGUGUUCAGGAGCUGGGCCUGUCAGCCCCGCUGACCGUGCUCCCGACCAUCACCUGUGGGCACACCAUCGAGAUCCUCCGGGAGAAGGGCUUCGACCAGGCGCCCGUGGUGGAUGAGGCGGGGGUAAUCCUGGGAAUGGUGACGCUUGGGAACAUGCUCUCGUCCCUGCUUGCCGGGAAGGUGCAGCCGUCAGACCAAGUUGGCAAAGUCAUCUACAAGCAGUUCAAACAGAUCCGCCUCACGGACACGCUGGGCAGGCUCUCGCACAUCCUGGAGAUGGACCACUUCGCCCUGGUGGUGCACGAGCAGAUCCAGUCGCAGGACCAGGCCUGGGCAGGCGUGGUGGGGGGGCCUGCAGACCACAGCACCGGGAAGUCCAGUCAGCGGCAGAUGGUGUUCGGGGUGGUCACCGCCAUUGACUUGCUGAACUUCGUGGCCGCCCAGGAGCGGGACCAGAAGUGAAGUCCGGAGCGCUGGGCGGUGCGGAGCGGGCCCGCCACCCUUGCCCACUUCUCCUUCGCUUUCCUGAGCCCUAAACACACGCGUGAUUGGUAACUGCCUGGCCUGGCACCGUUAUCCCUGCACACGGCACAGAGCAUCCGUCUCCCCUCGUUAACACAUGGCUUCCUAAAUGGCCCUGUUUACGGCCUAUGAGAUGAAAUAUGUGAUUUUCUCUAAUGUAACUUCCUCUUAGGAUGUUUCACCAAGGAAAUAUUGAGAGAGAAGUCGGCCAGGUAGGAUGAACACAGGCAAUGACUGCGCAGAGUGGAUUAAAGGCAAAAGAGAGAAGAGUCCAGGAAGGGGCGGGGAGAAGCCUGGGUGGCUCAGCAUCCUCCACGGGCUGCGCCGUCUGCUCGGGGCUGAGCUGGCGGGAGCAGUUUGCGUGUUUGGGUUUUUUAAUUGAGAUGAAAUUCAAAUAACCUAAAAAUCAAUCACUUGAAAGUGAACAAUCAGCGGCAUUUAGUACAUCCAGAAAGUUGUGUAGGCACCACCUCUGUCACGUUCUGGAACAUUCUGUCAUCACCCCGUGAAGCAAUCAUUUCCCCUCCCGUCUUCCUCCUCCCCUGGCAACUGCUGAUCGACUUUGUGUCUCUGUUGUCUAAAAUAGGUUUUCCCUGUUCUGGACAUUUCAUAUAAAUGGAAUCACACAA